CAUACAGCAUAUUUCCCGGAAUACAACUUUUGAAUGAAAAGAGAACACGAAGUCCUUCAUAAAGAAAAAAGGGCUCCCCCCACAGGAGAUGCGUUUGUAGCCCUGGAUUCGGCGUGGGGCGGGGCCUAGAAAGGGGCGGGGCCUGGGCCGCCGGAGCGGACGCCAUGGGCGGGGCCUGCGUCAGGUCGGCGACGUAGCCCCGCCCCCGGCGUUGGCGCGAGAUCCGAACGUUGGCGGAGCCUGAGGUGGCGGCUGUUUCUGCGGCUGCCGGAGCCGGACUCCGCGUGAGGCGAGCGAGGCCUCCUCAGCGGCCAUGAGGCGCUCCGGCCCCGAGGAGGAGGCCUGCGGCGUGUGGCUGGACGCGGCGGCGCUGAAGAGGCGGAGAGUGCAGACACAUUUAAUCAAGUCAAGCACCAAAAUGCUAACACUCUUGCCUAGAGAGAGAAAGGCUCCUCAAAGAACUCCACCUGCAGGCGUUCAGCAGACCAGCAUUGCUUCCUUCUUCACCUUGCAAUCAGGAAAGAAAAAUGGUGAUCAGAGGAGUGUCUCAUCAUAUAUAGAAAGUCAGACCAACAGAGAGUCUAAGAAAGAUGCAACCCAGCUACCCCAUCUGAUCCAGGGCUUGAGCGACGAUUGCGUGGCACCCCCUGUAGCCACUUCAACCCCUACAGACAUCCAGGAAGCUGGACUUUCUCCUCAGUCCCUCCAGGCUUCUGGCCACCACAGACUGGGAACCCCAUUCUUGACUGGGCUGUCUUUGAUCCAGCCUGAGACUAACAUAAUCUGUACUGGAGAGAGUCAAGACUCACUGGCUUAUUCUUUCAACCAGGACUUGGAAAGUUCUUGCUUGCUGGACCAGAAGGAGGGAGAUCAGGAUUCUUCCUGGAAAAGGGAAUGGCUUCAUGGAUCUAAGAAAAGGAAUCAUCGGAGUAUGGACAGACGCAGUAAACCACCUGGGGGCAAGGGCCAACAGCCCUUGGACAAGCCUAAAUUGGAAAAGGUGUCUGCCAAAGAAAAUAGGCAGGCUCCUGUCCGCUUUCAAACUUACAGGGAGUCCUGGAGUGGAGAAAACACAGAAGUAGUGAAACAAAGAUCUGGUUCUGUUCCUGUGGUCUCCUGGGACAGUGAAAAGAAUGACAGGGACUCCUGGAGUCAGCUUUUCACUGAGGAUUCUCAGGGCCAGCGGGUCAUUGCUCACAACUUCAGAGUUCCUUUCCAAGAGGUAACCAACAAUAGGAAUCAGGAUUUAGGGCAAUUUCCUAACAGCCAUUGGGCUCGAUGCGAGGAUAGGCUCACUCAGUUAAACCUGCAGCCUGAUUUGCUCUUUACCCAGGACUCUGAAGGUAACCAAGUUAUCAGACAUCAAGUAUAAAUAUCUUUGAAGGUUGGGGAGGUAUGGAAUGAAGCUAUUGAACAUUUUGUGUAAAUAAAGCCAGUGGUGAUACCUGUUGA
Pipistrellus kuhlii (Kuhl's pipistrelle) is the source of this 1452-nucleotide messenger RNA. It is a transcript of the gene AUNIP, whose product is annotated as aurora kinase A and ninein interacting protein. Gene Ontology annotation, cellular component: spindle pole; centrosome. Lineage: Eukaryota; Metazoa; Chordata; Mammalia; Chiroptera; Vespertilionidae. The record is from RefSeq and is a predicted model, not a curated record. The coding region runs from base 314 to 1372 and encodes 352 amino acids. Gene Ontology annotation, biological process: spindle organization. The transcript is spliced from 3 exons.